GAAGUCGUUUGGAUGCAUGUUGACUUGAUGUGUCCUCGUAACAGGUUAACGAACGGGAAAAAAACAUGUCUUUGUUUUCCAAAACACUUAAUAUAUGUCUGGUUUAGAAUAAUUAUCGGUUCCUUCCUUCGCAUACUUUACUAAAUAACAGCAACAACUUCCUGCUUAAAAUGUUCAAGAGUGACAGAUUUCAUCUUGUUCUAGUAAAUAUCACUCUUUACAAACAAUCGAUGCAUUUUUAUUGUUUUCAAUGGAAAAUAAGUCAAUAUUAAAACUAACACUAUAACUCAAGUCCAAAAUACCCUUAAAAUCAUACACUCAAGAAUGCUUCUCUUCUCUUCUAUGUCAUGUUGGGUAUCAUUAUGAGGUUUUGACUAAUAACCCUCACUACAUUCAUCUAUUGCAAAUCACUGUGUGGAUUGGCAUCUACGUAACCCAAGAUAGUAUCGUAAUCUUAGUGUGAGGAAUUUGUAUAUUGCAUGAAAUCAAAGAUAUUUAUUUUCUUUCUCAUCAAAAAUAAACAAUUACCAAUCUAUUUUGGCCCAGUUUACUGUGGAUCUUCAUCAUAUUACUGCAAAUUACGACGAUCCUCUGACAGAUUUACAGUUGCAGUAUAGGACAGCACGCUUCAUGACAUAAAAUAUGAGAGUAUUCACGGACUUCACAGAGGGGUUUCAAAAGUUCCAACAGUGCCCCUGCUGGUAGACGUGUAUUACUACUCCCGUCGCUUAGUGAUGACGUGCCCCAUGUGUUUUUUCCAGCAUGGUGACCUCUUUGGUCUGUAAAUACUGGCUGUAAAACAGAAAAGAAGAAUCGUGAAUUGAGUGAGUGCACUUUCAGUCAGGCUUCAUCAUUUACCAGUCGUUCUUAUUAUAUUUCACAAUUACGCCUAUAAUUUUCAUCCGUAUAUUUAUAUUUAUAUUUUCGCUGGAUGAGUUUUUGCUUUGAGCUCUGUUACUAUGAUUUGACAUAAUGGCUGCGCAGAUGCCCUCAGCGGGAAUGGCGCGCGUGCAUAGACUGCUGAAGAUCGGCACGUCCUGUCAAAGACGUCUCCGAUGUAAGGACACAAUCGCGUUUUCAACCUGUUCCGUUAAGUGUAACGCGAGCCAGGGAGACAGCUCGGACUCGCCCCCAAGUACUGGGCUCGCAUCCGGGUCAGCACUGCUGUCCAGAGGGAGACGACCCCUGUCCCCCCUGGAGAGGAUCAGCAGCCUGCUGGCCCAGGAAGCCCUGAGCCCCGAGGUGCUCCAGCUGAGGGAGCGCGACCACCUGGACCCGGAGGAAGACGUGAACGUCCGGCUGUCGGGCACGCAAGGGGAGGAAAGCGGGGCAACCCCUGAAGAUGACCCCGAGAGCCCGCGCGCAUCAGACGCGGCCGUGGUGACGAGCGCGUGGCCGCCGCUCGCCCCCGGGGAGCUGCUCGUCGCCGAGCAUCGCAGGAAGGGCCGCGUGGAGUUCAGGAAGAUGUUUGAGCUUCAGACCGGGGCGCGCCUGGGGAGCAGCUGGGGGGUGAUCCCGCACGACGACGUGGCCGGGCGGCCCGCGGGCAGCUUCGUGAAGACGAGCAGGGGCGUCAGCAUCCUCGUGCGCCGGGCCAGCCUGGAGGACUACGUGCUGUACAUGAGGAGGGGCCCGGCCAUCGCCUACCCGAAGGAUGCCAGCGCCAUGCUCAUGAUGAUGGACGUCACGGAGGGAGACUGCGUGCUGGAGUCGGGAUCGGGGUCCGGGGCCAUGUCUCUGUUCCUGUCCAGAGCAGUCGGCUGUAAGGGAAGCGUCCUGAGCGUGGAGGUCAGGGAGGACCACCACAAGAGGUCAGUGCUGAACUACAAGCGCUGGAGGGCGUCGUGGAGCGUGCGGCGAGGCGAGGAGUGGCCCGACAACGUCCGCUUUCACACAGGUGACCUCUGCGAGGCCUCGCCGCUCCUCGCCGCUCAUGGAUUCCACGCGGUCAGUGUCAUCCUCAGUGUCAACCUCAUCACGUGUAUUCAUUUAUUUCUGUACUUUCUUUGCUACUCCUGCUGUGCUCCUCCAUUGCAGGUGGCUCUCGACCUGCCUUACCCUCAGCUGGUUCUACCCACCGUGGUUCCGCACCUGCACCCCGGGGCCGUGUGUGCGGUCUACCUCGCCAACAUAACACAGGUCAUCGACCUGCUGGAGGGGCUUCGGUGUCUGCCGUUGCCGCUGCUGUGCGAACGCAUCGUGGAGGUUCCCAUCAGGGACUGGCUGGUGGCGCCGGCCCUCCAAAAGGACGGGAGGCACUGCGUCAGGAGGGAUCCCACCCUGGGCCGAGACCAGGGGGAGGAGGCCAACGCAGAGGAGACGAGCAAAGAGGAACAGCCGGCCUUCGGGAGCAUUCCCUAUUUAGCCAGACCUCACCCCGCACAGAUGAGCCACACAGCGUUCCUGGUGAAACUGAGGAAGUGUGUGCGGUAACCAUCCUGCUCAGAAGGAACCCCGGGAGGACACAAUUGCUGUAAAUUAUCCAGAGAAUAAAAAAGGGGGAAAAUGUUUA
This is a messenger RNA of Gasterosteus aculeatus aculeatus (three-spined stickleback), 2512 nucleotides long. Lineage: Eukaryota; Metazoa; Chordata; Actinopteri; Perciformes; Gasterosteidae. The record is from RefSeq and is a predicted model, not a curated record.